AAUAGUAAUAGGAUGUGGUGAGUUGAUACGCUACACCGGGUGCAGGUAAUAACUCGUCGUCAAAGUACAGGAGGAGAUCCAGCGUGUUUCCGCCUCUGCUAUUUUCUGUCCAUCGAGCACAGGAGCGGUGGAAAGAAGGAGAGAGAGAGAGAGAGAGAGAGAGAGAGAGAGAUUCCGGGGAUUUCCUUUGACGACGUGUCGACCACGGCUUCCUCCUCGCCGGAGCUCUUCGCCGAUCAGACAGAGUCAGAGAUUCACAAAUUUCUCUCUCUUUCUCCUUCGCCUUCUUCUCCUCAGGAUCCUCUGACUUCUUUGCAGGAGGUAGGCACUGAACAGAACUACAGAAGACUGCUUGUGGGGGAAACAUGAAGAAAGUGUUCGGUCAAACCGUCCGUGACAUUAAGAGAGAGGUGAACAAAAAGGUCCUGAAGGUUCCUGGAAUAGAGCAGAAGAUUCUUGAUGCUACGAGCAAUGAACCGUGGGGCCCACAUGGAUCGCUUCUUGCGGAAAUUGCCCAGGCAACACUAAACUAUCAUGAAUACCUGAUGAUUAUGAAUGUGAUAUGGAAGAGGAUCAACGAUAGUGGGAAAAAUUGGCGUCAUGUUUAUAAGGCAUUGGCUGUCCUGGACUACCUAGUUGCCCAUGGAUCUGAGCGUGUGAUUGAUAAUAUCAGGGAGCAUGCUUACCAGAUAUCAGCCUUAUCCGACUUCCAGUAUAUUGACUCUAGCGGGCGGGACCAGGGGAGUAACAUUCGAAGGAAAUCUCUAAGCCUUGUUUCUCUAGUUAAUGAUAAAGAAAGAAUACAGGAAGUUCGACAGAAAGCAGUUACAACUAGGGACAAGUACCGCAGUACAUUUUCAACGGGUGGAACAAAUAGGGCUAGUACCUAUUCUGGUGCAGGCAGCGAUGGUGACCGCUAUGACGAUGAUCGCUACGAAAAUCGUUACGGUGGUAAGGAGGAUGAACGGAAUGGUUAUGGAAGGGAAAGAGAAUGGGGUUACAGGGAUGAUGAUAGAUAUGGAGACAGUGGAGAUUCGUAUUAUCGUGAUGGAGACCGUUAUGCUAGGGAUACAGAUGAACAUUAUGGAAGAGAGGGUAACUGCAGGGCAGAUGAAUACCGAGGAGCCUGUGGCAAUGAUGACUAUUCAUAUGGGUCAAGAAACAAGAGCUCUGAUCACAACAAAGACCGUUCCCAUGAUGACGAAGACCGCUAUUCUCGUCGAAGUGAUGGUGGCAGGCAUGCCGACCCUCCUCACGAAGAAAGUCGACUGGAACGAAAGCCUUCAGAGCAGAAUGUUGGUGCCCCUCCCAGCUACGAAGAAGCCAUUGGGGAGGCCCAAAAUCAACUGGAUGAAGAAAGAAUUGGAGGGAAUAUAUCAACUACCGCACCAAAGGAUACUUCACCCUCCGCUCCUAGAUCAAGCUCUUCAUCGGGUCCUACAGCUCAAACAUCAGAAAAUGCUACUGCUGUAGAAUCUGCACUCCCUCAAGCUAACGAAGUUGAUGGUUUUGAUGAGUUUGAUCCUCGAGGUUCUGUGUCAGCCACCACCCCUCCUGCAGCAAGUAGCUUGGAAAUGGAUUUAUUUGGAUCACUAUCUGUGACAGAACCUGUUAAUUCGUUUGCUCUGAUGCCUAUCACUCCUAUCGAUACCCCUCCCGAGCCGGAAAUUCCUGCAAAUUCAGGUUUUAGGACAGGCAGUUUUGUGGCUCAGCCAUCAACAUCUACUUUAAUGAGCCAGCCCAGCGAUAAUAACCCUUUUGGAGAUGCUCCUUUCCUGAGUACCAGCGAUAAUAACCCUUUUGGAGAUGCUCCUUUCAUGGCUAGUCAAGAAAAUUUUCCAGCUCAGCAGCCGACUCCGGCACCUGUCAGCCCUUUCCAGCUGAAUGGUUUAACUGGAGGAGAGCCUCUACCACCUGUGCCUCCCAAGAUGGAAAAACACACGAACUUUGAUUUUGGUGAUGCGCUCAGUGGUCUUACUUAUGCUCCCAGUGUUCCGUUCGGUCAACAAGAUUCCUCUCUAAGUCCUCCAUUUUUAGUGGAGCCACAAGCAUCCAUGCUUAUGCAUGGAACUGAUGUUCCAUCUACUGCUUUUCAACAGCUAGGGCCAACAAUUUUUAACCCUUUAAUAGCUCAACCCACAAUGCCUACAAGUAUUCAGCCAGGCCAAGCAAACUUUGUUCCACAGCCCUUCACAGGAACACUUCCCUCACAGGGAGCCCAACCUGUGGGACCUCCAAAUAUGCAGAUAAAUCAGCCGAGUUUUCUUAUGCAGUCAAAGCCGUCGGCUCCCUUUGGCUCACAAACUAUGCCACCUGCUUUACAUGCAACUCAUCCUGUUAAUCCGACUAAUACACUCCCAUCUAAUAUGAACCUUCUCCCGCAGUCAACCGCCUCGGUUCCUGUUUCCUUAGAAAUAGGUCCUAAUCUUUCAGCUCUGCAACCUGCUAAGACUGAGCCUACCAAGAAGUUUGAGCCCAAAUCAGCAGUUUGGGCUGACACAUUGAGCCGGGGCCUGGUCAAUCUGAACAUUUCCGGACCUAAAAUCAAUCCACAUGCUGAUAUUGGAGUUGACUUUGAUUCCAUCAACCGAAAGGAAAAGAGAGAGGAGAAGAAAAGCUCCGUUGCUCCAGUGACUUCUACCGUCACAAUGGGGAAAGCUAUGGGAGCUGGUUCAGGCAUAGGUCGUGUCGGUUCUAGCGGCAUGGCACCUCCUCCAAAUUCCAUGGUAGGUUCUGGCCUAGGCAUGGGGAUGGGCAUGGGAAUGGGAAUGGGAAUGGUCGGUUAUGGUGGGACCGUGAAUCAGCCUAUGGGUGUGGGAAUGGGAACGAACACGGGGAUGGGGAUGGGGAUGGGGAUGGGGAUGGGCAUGGGCAUGGGGCAAGGAAUGCCUAUGAGGCCGCCAUCGGGGGUGCCACCUAGCGCACCUGCAAUGCCUGGUGCAGGCUACAAUCCAAUGAUGAGCUCAGGUUAUGGUUCACAGCAGCCAUUUGGCGGUGGUUAUAGGUAAAUCAGGUGAUGGUCUUGGUGUCAUCAUUUUGAAGAGUGGGGUGUUGAUUGAAAAGUGCGCCGAUCCAUGUUAGUAUAUUGUUGAGGGUUUUUACCGUAUUCACCACCUUGUUGUCUCAAUCAUGAUCAUGAUAUCCAUUUUCGAUCUGGAUGUCUCCAUUGAUAUGCAUUACUGACACAAGUAUUCCUUCUGAUGCUACACAAGUACAAUCUCGGAUAUGUAUGUGAGUUGAGGUCCCAACCCUGCGGACAUAUGUUAUGUCGUUGUAGUGGAUGAAAAUCGGCCCCUGGCCUGUUUUUGUGAACUCUUCUCGAAUUAUUUGUUACAGCAUGCUUGCUGGAUAAACAAUAAAGUUUUCGCAUACUUUACUGCAAA
Molecule: messenger RNA, 3383 nt
Organism: Ananas comosus (pineapple)
Lineage: Eukaryota; Viridiplantae; Streptophyta; Magnoliopsida; Poales; Bromeliaceae
Product: clathrin interactor EPSIN 2-like
Exons: 14
Coding region: 366-3008 (880 amino acids)
Biological process (GO): endocytosis
Cellular component (GO): endosome; plasma membrane; clathrin vesicle coat
Molecular function (GO): phospholipid binding; clathrin binding
Source: RefSeq, a predicted model, not a curated record